Heteronotia binoei (common prickly gecko) is the source of this 6196-nucleotide messenger RNA. RefSeq names its product rho GTPase-activating protein 39-like. Gene Ontology annotation, biological process: signal transduction. The transcript has 10 exons. NCBI's taxonomy places the organism in Eukaryota, Metazoa, Chordata, Lepidosauria, Squamata, Gekkonidae. Gene Ontology annotation, molecular function: GTPase activator activity; protein binding. The record is from RefSeq and is a predicted model, not a curated record. Gene Ontology annotation, cellular component: cytoplasm; cytoskeleton. The coding region runs from base 228 to 3326 and encodes 1032 amino acids.
CCUCUUCCCAUUGCAGACUCCGCUUGCAAGCUCGAGCUGGGUUUCCCCACCAGAGGGACUGGAGAGCGGGUCCCGCCUGGCUCACUCCACCCGAAGCCGGGAGGGGCUGCAGCGGCAGGCGGGAUCGGGUUUCAUAUCCUGAUCCUGUAGCUUUCUGGAGCAACAGCUUUCCCUCAGCCCGAGGGGCACAAGGAGGAAAGCCCGGGCGGCGCGGCCCGAACAGGGACAUGGCGGAAAGCUCUGAUUGGGUAGAGAUCAUUGAGCCACGUUCUCGGGAGCGAAUGUAUGUCAAUUUGACAACAGGUGAAUGUGGCUGGGAGCCACCUCCCAACCUCAGAGUUCGUCAGUCUGAUGAAAACCAGUGGUGGGAGCUCUUUGACCAAAACAACAACCGCUUCUACUACUACAAUGCCAUCACACAGCAAACAGUGUGGCAUAGGCCACAGGGCUGUGACAUUGUGCCACUGGCUCAGCUCCAGGCCAUGAAACGCAAUUCUCAGUCUGACUUCAGGACAUCCCAGCACAGGGGUAGCACAAGUAGUGAUGGACGAAACACUCCCAUCCAAGUGGCCAUUUUACAGGAGAUGGAGAAGAGUAAAGAGGACAACAGCUUGGAGAAGAAAUCAGAGACUGGAAGGGACACCCCUACCCGGUGGCAGCCUUUACCAGGGACUAAAGCAGCCAUGCUAGUCAAAGUCAACAGUCUGAGACAAGUGAAUUCUUCCUCAAGCAAUUCACUUCAGAUGCAGGGCAGUGCAGAAGCCAGCAGCCAGAAAUCUCUACUUCCAAAACCAGUUCUUUAUGCCCAGCCUCAGUCUACAGCCCCGAACCCAUCUGCUCAAAAACCAGCAGCUCCAGUAGAGACAAAGCAGUCAAUGCAAAUUAAGAAGACCGAGAAUGGAGGAUUUUGUUUAGUGUUAACAAAUGAGCUCCCUUAUCAGGCUCCUUUGAGAAAUCAGAGUCGAGCAUCACAGCCUGCAUCUCCCAAAUAUGCUACUCCAGCACCGAUCUAUGAUGAGCCAUCGAUUGAUUCACCAAUUUAUGAUGAGCCCCCUGUAGAUAUGGACACGGGCAGUGGAAAUGUGAAGGGGACAACUCCACAAAUAACACCAAGCAAUAGCUUAAAUAAGAACCCUCAGCAAAUUAAACUGUUACAACAUCCAAGUAUGCAGCAACUCCAAGCUGGAAAAAAACAUGUGAGAAAUCCUUCUACAACAGAAUACAGCCCUGUUGGAAGAGAAUAUAUUAAACACAUGGUCAACAUCGACCAAUCUUCCAAAAGUCCUCACUCUACAGGAGCAGUAGUUGAUGGUGUUGCUAAACCACAGCUAGGACAGCUGAUUUCCAGAGAUAGCUUUAAACACUCUUGGAAAAUCCUGGAAGCUAAUGUUCUUAAAAAUAUGGAGGCCCACCAUAGUCGGCAGAACAGUCUUCAGACUCAAGAUUACCCUACGGUUGUAAGUCAGCAAGAUUCUGGCUACUCAACAGGGCCUUCUCCAAGCCUGAGAAAGAGAAAAGGGAGACGGCAAGCUCCAGGCCAGGGAAGGCCUGGAUCUGUGGGCAGCAGCAGUGAACUGAAUGCUCUGAAUAAUAAGCUGAUUGCCGAGAUGCGUGCUGUGGUGAACAGAUCUGCCGCUUGCAGAGGGAGCAAAGGGAGCCUAGAUGCAGAAAUGCUGGAAAAUGCUAAUCUCCCCGAGGGAAAUAAAAUUAAAUUUCAAUCAGACCGCUUGAAAAAAUGUAAUAGUAGGAACUCAAGAGAUGACGUGACCUCUAGUAACAGGUCACUGUAUAGACCUAGAAUAAACAGUAGAGGGAGCCUCUCAAAUGAUCCAGCGAUACAGCAAGACACUGUGAGGCAGAAGAGAACAUAUGAAAAAAUGGAUUCUUUAGAAAAGAAUAUGGCCAGUCAGACAAACCUUUCUUCAUCGGACACAGCACAGAUAUCACCCCAGAGUGGAGCAACAGAGUCAGAUUCCCAGCAAGAGAAUAAUGACCAGUCUGGCACAAACAUGGGGUAUCAGUUUCCCUUCCACACCAUACGGAAGCCCAUCUCUCAAAUCAGCAUGGCAGACUGGGCUUCCAAAAAUUUGAAUAUGCACACUCAGGGUAUCUUUCGCCGAAGGCUCUCUAUUGCCAACAUGCUCUCCUGGAAUGGUGGAUCCAUCAAAAAACCAAUGCUCAUCACCAGUGACCACACAAUCAAAAAGGAAGCUUGUGAACUAUUUAAACUGGUACAAAUUUACAUGGGUGACCGGCAGGCCAGGAUGGACAGAGACUAUGUGGCCUUGAUCACUGUCACCAAAUGCUGGAGCAUUCAAGGCUUACGGGAUGAACUGUACAUACAGCUAAUCAGACAGACAACAGACAAUAUGUGCUAUCGAAGUUUGGCAUGGGGCUGGGAACUCAUGGCCAUCAGUCUGGCCUUUUUUUCUCCAUCUCCCAAAUUCCAGUCAUACCUGGAAGGUUACAUCUAUCGCCAUCUCAGCCCGGUUAAUGAUGAAAAUAUUACCCAGCGCAUUAAGGAGCUUCUGGAUCUGAAAAACAAAAAGAACUCAAAAUCUAGGAAAAAGAGGAAGCAAAACACAGAGGAUGAAGGUCUGCCUAUCAGCACUUACGCCAGAUACUGUUACAGGAAGCUACAAAAGGUUGCAAUCACUGGAGGCAAAAAGGGACUUCGGAAACCUACAGUUGAAGAGAUAAUCCAUGCCAAGAAUGCCAUUGUGACCCCUUCACUGUUUGGCAGUUCUCUGGAGGAAAUUAUGUUGCGGCAGCAGGACAUGUAUCCAGAUAGCAAGCUGCCUUGGGUACAAACACAGCUAUCUCAGCAAGUUCUGCAACUAGGGGGCGAAACAACUGAGGGAAUAUUCAGAAUUCCUGGUGACAUUGAUGAAGUUAAUGCAUUAAAACUACAGGUGGAUCAAUGGAAAAUUCCUGAUGACCUUAGUGAUCCCAAUAUACCAGCUUCUCUGCUGAAGUUGUGGUACCGGGAGCUAGAAGAGCCUGUCAUCCCACAGCAAUACUACAAAGAGUGUAUUAGCAAUUAUGAGAACCCUGAUGCUGCUGUGGCAGUGGUGGAUCUCCUGCCAGAGCUCAACAGAUUGGUCUUGUGUUACCUCAUCCACUUCUUACAGAUUUUUUCUCAGCCGGCCAAUGUGGGCAAGACCAAGAUGGAUGUAAACAAUUUGGCCAUGGUGAUGGCCCCCAACUGCCUGCGAUGCCAGUCUGACGACCCCAGAGUCAUCUUUGAAAACACCCGCAAAGAGAUGUCUUUCUUGCGCAUGUUAAUAGUGCACUUGGACACCAGUUUUAUCAAAGGCAUGGUGUGAAGGGCUGGCUUCAAUCAAGAAAGUAUGAAGGGAGCAAGGAACCCUUGCCAAUAUUACUUUCUGUGAGCCUUGAAUCGUCCACUAUUCAGGCUCCUGUGGCUUUAACAGACAUUUCUUAGCUGCAGCAGCAGUGCUGAUGAUUUCAGAGAAGCCCUAUGGUAAUGCAAGUGAAUUGUUAUACCAGAAAGGGUAGGAAGGUGUCAGCAAGCCAGCUUCCAGUCCAUGCUCUGAGAGCACUAAAGAACUUUCAAAAGAUAUUAAUGGGAAGAUGAAGUGCUAAGGCAGACAAGCUCCUGCAUAAACAAAGUACCAGUGAUGAGCUGCGUUGCACUGCCCAUUAAAAGAGGAAUUAACGGGAUCCUACCCCCUAGAACUAACAGCUCUUAGGUACUGGGAUUUUGUUUCUACCACCUGAAGAUUGGUUACUAUACCAGUUUUGCUUCAGUCUCAGAAGGAAUAAUAGGCUACGGUAGUGCCUAUCCUGCCUUAGAGCAAAUCUGCACAAGCCAGCUUUACUGUUACAUGGAUGACUGCAUCCUUCUUCAUCUGCCUUUUUCACCUUUAAGGAUGCCUCUCUUACCAAAGGCUCAGUUCUGCAGCUCAGGGUUGGUUGUGGUUUGCAAUCCACAAUUGAUGCCUUCAUGCUGGAGUACUUUAACUGCUCAGUUCAGAUUAAAAGGACCAAGCAGGCGCUCAAUUGAAGGCCGAGGUCAACAUCAAUAAAGUAAAAACUGUCAUGGGCUGGAGUUUGGGGGACAGCAAAUGUUUUUGAAAAGAGAGAGCAUGCCCCUUUCUUUUCCUGCCAUAUUGUACUAUUCUAUUUAAAACUUUUAUCCCAGUGUGCUACUUGGUUAUUUGUGCCAGAGAUAUUUUUGUCCCUUUUGAGUUACAGCUAAGUCAUGGCAGUGUAAAUAGUUAAAACUUCCAGAGUGGAACUUUUCUUACAUGGUAAACUGCAGUUAUUUCUUUAGCUGCCUUUCUUAUUGCUCCAGUUAGGGUUAAAAUCAGGUAUUGAGUAACUGCUGGGGAAAAGCAGGAGUAGUACAAAGCCUCUCUUUGACCUCAAGAUUGCUUUUUGUUUUCUGUUUGUCAUUCAGGCUUAUUUGGAGAGCCUGAAAAAUAUGGAGGUCAUGGUUCCCUGAUAUGAGGAAAGGAUGCUGAGUAACUUGUACUGUGUAACUAUGAACUCCAAUCUAGCCUUUCUUUUAAAAGUUGUGCUUUUCCCACUGAGGUUCUACUCCUCUGGCCAUUUUGCCCCAUAGUCAGUGGAUCCAUGCUGACUAAGUGGGAGGGGAGUGCUGCCAUUUCUGCUGCUCCUUUCAGAAACAGAAGCCUUCUACAUUCAUUUCCUGUGUCACUUUUGCAAGCAGGUGUAGUUCAAUCAGCAAGCCCCUAGACAGAUCUCUUAGAAGAGAGAAUCAAGAUUAUUCAUUCUUACAAUCAGUGCUAAGCCAUUUUUUUUGGAUCAGUGAUAAUUUAAUGGAUCUUGAAAUUAGUCCUAUUGAAACAGUGGUUGCUUUGGUCUUUUGGUAGGAGGAAUGUGUGUUUUCCUUUGUCAUCCAUAUACUGUGAAACAUAUUAGAAGACUAUACUAUCUCUUUAUAUGGAAUAAAAUCUUGCUACUGUUUCCCUUUUUGAGCCACUUUUUGGCAGAGUUAAAGUCAGAUCCUUUAACUCUGCCAAAGCCCCUGUGACUCUUUUCCCUUUAUAGUGCCUUUUUCUUGGCUGUCUUUUGAGAUUUAGCUGCUUUUCCAUUCAACAAUCAAGACAUCUUCACUUGAUCAUCUGGAGAAUGGUGAUUCCCAAUAUCCAAGUAAAUCCAUUCUCCAAGGCCUUGACUUCAGGUUAUGUAGAGAUGAACAUCUCACCAAAGAUUGAAAGUAUGAUAUGACUUCUUGUGCAUAUAUCCUUACCCCCUGCUUCAUUUCACUGGUUGCCACGAAUGGGGCCCUAGGGAAAUGUCACCAUGAUAUUAUGUCCCAAAGUUUUUUCAGCUACAUGUUACCAAGGAGACAAGAAUGGUGUCUGCACAUCUCUGCAUAACUUGCAGUUUGGGCUUGAGCUGAGCCAAUAUGAUUCAGGCAUUCACUGUGACAUGUCUAGGGUGCUUUGUGCUAUUUCUUAGGGACAGCUGCAUUUUAUGAAGUAGAUCAGCAUGAUCUCCGAGAAGCUGGGUGCUAUCCAAACAGGUUCCUCUGCCAGAAUUUGGCCAGUGCCCUUUAGAAAAAAUCUGAAAUGGGACCUUUCUCUCUGUGCCAGACAUUUAGGGAGGCAAUUUUAUACAUGUUUAUUUGGGAGUCAGCCUUACAAAUUUAGUGGGACUUGCUUCUAAGUAAACAUGCAUAGGAUAAAAUGUUAAAAUAUUAGCUGGAAAAUAUCCUUGAAUUGCUAGAACAGGAAUUCCUUAGUCCUGCUUCUAUUACAAAGCUAACAGUAUAAUUCUCGAUUUCACAUGGAGCAUAUAUCCACCCAGUAAACUGUGGACAUGAAAAUUGGCUCUGUUUGUGGCUAAGCAAUAGGAUUACCUAUAUGUUGCACAAAUAUUUCAUUUUAUUAUGGGACAACUCAUGCUCAGAAAGCAAAGUCCUUUUGAACCUGUUUCAGGAUGUCUUCUGGAUGCAUAUAUUUCCUGGAUUCAAACUUGACUUGCAACUAUAUGAUGGGUAAUUAGUAAAAUUCCCCCUAACACUUAGGUAUAUAGCACAAGUAUAAACAGACAGUUUUAUAUUAAUGCAUCCCCCUCCCCUCCAGGGCUGUAAAAUAGGCUAAAAACUACACUGGAUAUUGUUAUCUUUUUGCCAACAUGUUUGUAAAUGUGAAUCAGCAAAAUAUCCUGUUCAUUAUUGUUAUUAAAGAAUAAUUAAGCAUAA